Molecule: messenger RNA, 1425 nt
Organism: Mytilus californianus (California mussel)
Lineage: Eukaryota; Metazoa; Mollusca; Bivalvia; Mytilida; Mytilidae
Product: WD repeat-containing protein 61-like
Exons: 11
Coding region: 92-1015 (307 amino acids)
Cellular component (GO): Cdc73/Paf1 complex
Molecular function (GO): protein binding
Source: RefSeq, a predicted model, not a curated record
UGUUUAUCUUUGGCAGGUGCGCGUUUUAUAAACCAGGAAAACCGAAGAGGAAAAAAAACAUUUUAUUGACUAUACAGCCACCGGCAACGGGAUGGCGAAUCAGUUGUAUUCCCUGAUAUUCAAACAGGAACAAGCACAUGAAGACAGUAUUUGGAGUUGUGCUUGGAAGAAAAAUGAAACAGAUGGAACAGAGAAUAUUAUAACUGGAGGAAUUGAUGAUCUGGUCAAAAUAUGGAGAUGGACAGAUGGAAGAUUAGAUCUAAGACAUGCCUUAGAAGGACAUCAGCUUGGUGUUGUUUCUGUAGAUAUUAACAAAAAUGGAACAUUGGCAGCUUCCAGUAGUUUAGACAGCCAUGUACGAGUAUGGGACAUCAUCACUGGCAAAUGUAUCAAAAGUAUUGAUGCUGGUCCAGUGGAUGCCUGGACGCUAGCAUUUUCACCAGACUCCAGAUUUUUAGCUACAGGUAGUCACAGUGGUAAAAUUAACAUAUUUGGUGUGGACUCAGGGAGGAAAGAAAUGACCAUGGACACCAGAGGGAAAUUUACACUUAGUAUUGCUUAUAGCCCCAAUGGACAGUAUAUAGCAUGUGGUUCUAUAGAUGGAAUUGUAAAUGUUUUUGAUGUAAAUAAAGGUGUACCUAUCAACACAUUGGAAGGUCAUGCCAAGCCAAUCAGAUCUCUUUGCUUUUCACCAGACUCACAGCUUCUUCUGACAGGGUCAGAUGAUAAUACCAUUAAAGUCUAUGAAAUACAACAUGCCAUCAUGGCUGGUGCCCUGUCAGGACAUGGUUCAUGGGUACUCAGUGUAGACUUCUGUAAAGACGACACACAUUUUGUUUCAAGUUCAUCAGAUAAAACCGUAAAGAUCUGGGAUGCUGGAUCAAGACAGUGUGUACAUACAUUCUAUGACCAUGCUGAUCAGGUAUGGUCAGCUAAAUACAGUGACGAUGGAUCUAAGAUUGUGUCAGUGUCAGACGAUAAGUCAAUACAGGUUUAUGAAGGACCACCUGUGUAAUGUUGACACCUUUAUCAUUAUUCAUCAUAUUAUGUCUGACAGCUUACAUUUGACAAUUAGAUUGGUCAGAAACAAUGACAGAGGCUUCUGAAAUUUUAAAAAAGGGUCACAAUUUCUCUUAUUGAAAUAUACUCUAAUGAUUCAUCUGCUGUUUUUUUUUAAUAUAAGAACAGGUUGAUAUAUUUGAAAACAGAAUAUUUUGAAUGGAAUUUAUUCCUGAUAAUAAAUUUUAUUUAAAUGGAGGGAAACUACUAUUCAUGGUACUUGUUCUAACACAUGGAUAACAUGUGGAUUUCAUUAAGCAGACUUGUUUCAACUGCAAGUUCAAAUUAAAUUGAGAGGAGAAAACAGUGCUGUUAAAAUCGUUGUAAAUAAAGAUCAUAUUUUAAAUAAAAGUGUCUUAAAAUAGA